Suillus discolor is the source of this 1511-nucleotide messenger RNA. RefSeq lists its product as uncharacterized. The transcript is spliced from 11 exons. NCBI's taxonomy places the organism in Eukaryota, Fungi, Basidiomycota, Agaricomycetes, Boletales, Suillaceae. The record is from RefSeq and is a predicted model, not a curated record. Bases 346 to 1248 code for a protein of 300 amino acids.
UGCCAGUGGCUCGCAGACCCGCUCUUUCUGAAUUAUUGUAUACACAGCCACUCCGCGGGAUUACUCAGCCAAUCAUUAUGGUGUACAACUUUCUAUCUGCACACACCGUGGCGGCUUUGGGACGUGUCGCCGGUGGGUAAUCCACAGUGUUUGUGUCAUAUCAGAAAGCAGCGCUACUGUGAUCAUCUUUGCGCAACCAACCGAUUAUUGAUGCAUGACGCACAUCCAUGAUCUCUGUCCGGAACCAUCCGCUGAUUGAUUGGUUAGAGAUGCUGUUCCAUUGAUAGCUACUGCCAAACUAGCAAGCCUGAUGGAACACAUGAUCUACCUAUAUAUGCCUCGGUCAUGGGAUUUAGGGUGCCCUUCGAAAACCCCUCUGACAGUCCCCCCCAUUUCUCUCUAUCCACAAUGGCCGAGGCUCUGGCGCGUAUGUAUAUCGCCGGCAUCUGGUUGGAGGCGAUCUUGUAUGGUAUCAACUGCAUCUUAUUCUCCAUUUGUCUUUUCGUCCUGCUAGGCCACCACGGAGCAUCUCGAAAGAUGCUCCUGUUCUCGAGCGUUGUCCAAUUUUCGUUGGCUACAGUGCAUGUUACCAUAAGCUUGCUGGAGUUGAUUGCUGCUUUCGCAACUUCAGCCAGCGCAGCUGAGAACUACUUCGCCGAUCCUGGUGCCAACAAACUGUUCGUCAGUGGCUUCUAUGUAUAUAUCGUCAAUACAUUCGCUCAAGAACUACUCCUGAUUUGGAGACUAUACGUGAUCUGGGAUCACAACUUCAAGAUAUGCAUCAUACCGGUCAUUCUCUGGAUGCUUCACUGCAGUAUAGCAUCGAUCGCUGUUUCUGGUUUUAUACCCGCAACAGCCACGCCGCUCACGCGCAAUGUCCAUUCAUACGGACUCGCCGGGUGGGGUCUCGAGACUGGUGUCAAUUUUCUUGCAUCAGGCUGCAUAGCCUACCGUCUAUGGCACGCGGGGCGCCGCACGGCUAUUCUUACGGGGCGACACUUCAACUAUAAGACUAGUUUUCUCAUCAUCAUCGAAUGUGGGGCCCUUAUCACAACGUGUACCGCGGUCAUGUUUUCCCUCUAUGCAGCAAACAAACCGGAGGGACUCGUUGGAGUCGGAGCAGCGACUCAAAUUGCGACUGCCUCGCCGUUACUAAUCAUCGCGCGGGUGGGGUUCUCUAUGUCCAAGAGAAAGACGAUUUUGACGGAGACCUCCCUUACUGUCUGCCCGAGUCCCUUGCAAGAGUGAAUGCAAACAGGGUGUUGGAUACAUACAGGGUUUUUCUGUUAGAUGCUAUCUGAGCUGGGGGUGGACCAAGGGAUAGGAAAGAAGUGAAGAUAGUGAUUGCAGCUUGAGUCCGUUGCAGAUAUCGGCAGAAAAGGAAUUCAGACAGGCAUUAAUAUUGCUAUGACCCACAAGUCCAGUAUUUGAUUGAGAUCAUCAAGUCGUGGUAGUCGAGGAACUCUUCACAAGCCCUGUGAGUAGUUCGCCUGCAACUUGGCAAUUCCAGC